This is a messenger RNA of Pezoporus flaviventris, 3328 nucleotides long. It is a transcript of the gene SLC25A19, whose product is annotated as solute carrier family 25 member 19. Gene Ontology annotation, cellular component: mitochondrial inner membrane. The coding region runs from base 36 to 1004 and encodes 322 amino acids. The transcript has 6 exons. Lineage: Eukaryota; Metazoa; Chordata; Aves; Psittaciformes; Psittacidae. Gene Ontology annotation, molecular function: thiamine transmembrane transporter activity. Gene Ontology annotation, biological process: thiamine pyrophosphate transmembrane transport. The record is from RefSeq and is a predicted model, not a curated record.
UUCUCCCGGGCAGGCUGCGGGGGCUCCAGGCAGGCAUGGUCGGCUAUGACCCCGGCUCCAGCUGCGUCUCCACGGCGGAAGCGGCUGCAGCAGGGUCAGCGUCUGGCUUCGUCACCCGGCUCCUUAUCAGUCCCUUGGAUGUCAUCAAGAUCCGGUUCCAGCUUCAGAUCGAGCAGCUGUCCUCCAAAAACCCAGGGGCGAAGUACCACAGCAUCCUGCAGGCUGCACGCCGCAUCUUCCGGGAAGAGGGCUUGGUCGCCUUCUGGAAGGGCCAUGUUCCUGCUCAGCUGCUUUCCGUUGGCUAUGGAGCUGUUCAGUUCAUGGUGUUCGAGAACAUGACGCGGCUGGCACACAACGUCACCUCCUACGGCGCCCGCGACUCCUUGGUGCACUUCACCUGCGGUGGGCUGUCUGCCUGCACAGCCACUGUGGCAGUGCAGCCUCUUGACACGCUACGCACCCGCUUAGCUGCUCAGGGUGAGCCUAAGAUCUACCAAAACCUUCGCCACGCAGUGGUCACGAUGUACCAGACAGAGGGACCUCGGACAUUCUAUAGAGGUUUGACCCCCACAAUCAUUGCUGUCUUCCCAAAUGCUGGUCUCCAGUUCUCCUUCUACAACAUCCUGCAACAGGUUUCUGAAUGGGUGAUUCCAGCUGAAGGAAAGAAAGGAGGCAACGUUAAAAACCUUGUUUGUGGCAGCUGUGCUGGAAUCAUCAGCAAAACCCUCACUUACCCCUUCGACUUGUUCAAGAAGCGACUGCAAGUGCGUGGCUUUGAGCAGGCCCGGGCAGCCUUUGGGCAGGUGCGGGUGUACAGCGGUCUCCUGGACUGCAUAAGGCAGAUCAUGCGAGAGGAGGGCCCGAGUGGAUUCUUUAAGGGCCUCUCACCCAGCUUGCUGAAGGCUGCUGUCUCUACUGGCCUUACCUUCUUCUGGUAUGAGCUGUUCUGCAGCCUCCUGUGCUCCCUGAAGACUGCCGAUAGCAUUGCAAGGAAGGAACGCUGAAAGGGUCAUGUCUGUGGCUACCUGAGGCCCUCCUAGAGGAGGGGAAACUGAUGGGCUUUGCUCUGUCAUGAGCACGUUGGGAAUGUCAGAGUUCCCAGAGCUCCAUCAGCCUGUAGGAAAUCACCUCCUGGGACCAAGCAGAAGGAGAAGGCAGCUGCAGUUCUGCUGAAGACACUGAACUGCUUUGCUGGAAGCUGUUCAACUGAGCACUUUUUUCCUCUGUUUCCUCUAAUAUCAGCACGCAUUUAGUGGAGAGAGGGGGGAACCAAAGCAGAAAACUACCUGCUGUAAAGAGGCACCUGCUGAAGCGGGUGUAUUCCUGUGCUUGCCCUGGAUCACAAAUUGGGAUCCUGGUGUAGCUGGUGCUGCUUAUCCAACCUAACACCACUUCCUAUGGCUACAUCCGCACAGCUGUGUUUCCUUGCUCUCUGGACUGCUGUUUGCACUGUGUUCUUUCCUUGGUGUAGCACAGGCAGCUCUGCUGCUGUUGUGAAGUCAACUCAAACCUUCUUAGUGUCACAGAACCUCAGUUUUCCUUUUCUUUGCUGCCAGCUGCUGCUUCUUGCUUACCACUUGAAUCAGCCACCUGAAACACAGCAUUUUCUGGUGGAUCACACCCAGACUUGCUCUUUUAACUCUGAUGAGCUUGAUUGUAUCCAAAGUGCCCAUUUCUCUUCUUGCACGUCUUACCACACAUCGCUUGGGGUUCUGCAUUGCCUCAGUCACACUUUUUCAGUUCAAUCUGCAGAUUAAGAACUCCUCUCUAAGGGAAUUCAACGCACAAGCCCUAUUCUUUAGGGUUCUUUGCUUCAAUGCAGUGAGUAACCAAAUGCUGUGUAGAGUUCUAGAAAUAUUUAAGUGGGAAUAAUGAAGGAAAAGUCCUGUGGAAACUAGUAAAUACCUAUUAUUAUUAUUAUUAUUAUUUAAUACCACCUUUGAAUGUUUCCAGCAAGUGUAUCUGCUGAAAACCUUUCUGAAUCUCACUCCUCCUGUGGUGCUAAUAGCUGAAAGUGUUUUGACAAGCUAAGCUGAAGUGAAAGGACUGAGCAUCAGAUGGAAAUUGCUUGGCUCAGAAUGGUGUUUGACAAGGAAAGGGUGAUGGAAUUAGAGCCUGGGAAGUGAUGUUCUGCAGUUUCAGAGGUUUUAGGGAUGCUUUGAAAACCCAACAAAACAACGACCCAGCAGCUCUGAUUUACGUAACAGGGAAAAGAGGGAAAUUGCUUUCUUCCUCCUCUUUCACUGUUUUUCCAGGCUGAGCAGGGUGUGGUUGGACCAGUUACAGAAUGCAGACUCUGAGGAAGAGCUGCUGUGAUACAAAAGCCUGUCAGUCAUCUGGUGAGAGGUGGAUGGGGCAGAGCACUGCUGUUAUUUAGAGGAUGGUUUGAUAGCUCUUCUCUUCAUGCAGAGCUUCCCAUGGCUCUUUUGCAGUAUCCAGGGUGUUAAUCCUAGAUGUUGGCCACAUUCCAACGUGACCAGUUCCAUUCUUCUGAUGCAACUUCUGGCAAUUUUGAGCAUAUCAGCAUUGCUCCCUUAUCCUGUGCUAUUGUGAGAGGCUGGUUCUGAAGAGCAGCUGUUUCACUGGUAUCUGAGGUAGCCAGAGAGAUUCCUUGCAAGCCCAGGCCAAAUAACUUGGUGUCUGCUGUGGUUUGAGAUGUUGGAGUGUGAAGUGGCUGUUUGCAGGUGACUUUGAGAACUGUUUGAAUUUAAAUCCACUGAGCAGUGGUGGUGGCAGGCAGGAGGCUCAUACAGGAGCGUUAAAGAGGGAGUAUUAGCUGCAUGUACUCCAAAAAUGCGUAGUUUUGCUUAUUGGAGUUAGUACAAAGAAUGUGGAGUAAAGUGUCUCAAAGUGCCUCAAUCUGAGUGGCAUUUUCCUGUGUUAUUUAAGCUGAGAUUCCCCCCAAAUCUUAACUAUAUUUUGCCUUUGUUUCUUGUUCAUCUCUUGUUCUUGGAAAGACAUCACAGCCAGUGAUGGACUUACCCUCAUGCCAUCCUUCCAAUGAGAGAAACAUCUCAUUGUGAAGCAGAGUCAGACAGGCUGGGAUUGUUACUGGCUUUUGGCUGCUGGUACAGAGGAAUGCUGUCAUGGGUAGCAGGGACAGGACUGGCCACAGCAGGUUUCUGUGCUCUCUUAGGCUCCCAUAGGAAAUCAGGCCUCAUCCAUCCUGUGUAAACCUUACAAGACUCUUUUGUUUUUCACUUUAUAUCAAAGAGCUGCUGUUAAACUGCACAAAAUAGGGGGAAACUGGUGAGGACUCGGCAGUGGGAAUUGCAGCCUCUGGAAGGGGGGGGGGGGGAGUUGCUUUGGUUGUCAUAGGGGUAAAGAA